This is a messenger RNA of Sardina pilchardus (European sardine), 2315 nucleotides long. RefSeq lists its product as uncharacterized. Lineage: Eukaryota; Metazoa; Chordata; Actinopteri; Clupeiformes; Clupeidae. The record is from RefSeq and is a predicted model, not a curated record. The transcript is spliced from 7 exons. The coding region runs from base 113 to 1162 and encodes 349 amino acids.
AGCUAAUAUCACUGAGGAUAUCCUGCACACACUAUCUAGAGAUGACAUUAGGGAUCUCUUUCCUGGUCCAGAGCACUUUCUUCGACGAAAAGAUGUUUGGCUCAAAAUCCACAUGGAGGACCAUGUGGAUGAGGACCCCUCUGCAAUGGCUAGGUCAUCAACGGCUCCAUGUGAUGUCGUGUCUCCCAGCAAUGCUUUAAAAUUCUCCAGUAUGCAGUAUGUUAUCUUUACUGACAGUGAGCUUGAGCAGGUGAGACGUUCAUAUUUUGAGAAGCAGAGACUUGGAAAAGAACAAGAGGUCACUUUGUCGAAGGAGCUUUACUGCCGCCUCGUCCGAAACACAAUGACAAACAUGAUAGCCAUUGCCUGUGCAUCUCAGGACUCCCGUUAUCCAACAAAACAUAAGGUCACUUCCAUGGCUAAGCGUCUAGUAGAGUAUUACCCAAUGAUAAAGGACAACUCAUCAGACAGUGUGUGGGAAGAUGUGUCUAAGAGACUCAUGAAGAGACUAUCAAACAUUAAAAGUCCUGUCAAAUCCAAAGCCCCACCUGCCAAGAAGCAGCGCCAAGAUGGGGAUGCUGAUGAGAGUCUUAGCUCUACCAUGAGUGAUUGUGAUUCCAGCGCUUCUACAGUCAUCUUGGAAACAUCACUCAGGGCGAGUACCCCGAAAAGGGACAACCAAGUAUCACAACUGGGGGACAGCGAAGAUGAGCCAUACACACUCACAGUUCCUGAGCCUAUGGAUAGAGAAAAGACGCAGGCGCAGCAUCAUCACACACUGCAGAUGAUGUUUAAGUCGAAGAAGCCUAAUAAGGCUGCUGUCUCACAACUGCUUAACCUAGAGUUUUCAGUCCGUAGAAAGUUUAUUGAUUCGGAUACCAUCAGAGAGCAAGAUAGGCCUGGCAAGAUACUUGAGGCCUACCCAUGCUUCCGGGAUCUGGACCAUAUCAUGGAUGAGUUUCGUCGAAUUGUUGAAAAGGACAACAUUGACUUCUUGAAAGACUUGAGAGAAAGAUGGGAUUCGUUCUAUGGUAAGGUCCAAUACUAUGGAGUGGUGAAGCAUGUAAUGAAGGCCCCCCUGACCAUGGACGGCGUUGAACAUGCCAUCGCCGUCUUCACCGCAGCUCUUUCCAUCAAACUCGAAGGCGCGCAGCCAAAUUGAGGCAAUUUUCCACGUUUUAACGCCCUCGGAGAAUCCGGACGCUUUCCUGCGCACACAAGCAUACCCAGUUGUCCUGUUGGGAGAAGAAAACUGCCUUCUCGCCAUUGGAGCAACAACAUUGUGCACGUUUCCACCCAAGAAAUUUCAUGAAACGCUACUUUACCUCAUGGGCUGCUACUAAGUUUUCCACCUACGUUAUCCAAAGACAAUCUGCACACUCCUCUCGGUGAUACAGACUGAAGUGGUCGGGGACAGACUCCAUGAUGGUUAUGUCACCCCUUCCUACAGGAAGGCCAUUGGAGAGUGGAAGGCCUUCUCAGAAUGAAUAGGUGUUAAACUGACACUCUUUCACAUGUUCUAUUCCUCUUUCUAUGUUUCUUUCCCCUUCUUCUCUUUCAUCUCUCUCCCUCCUUUGUUCCCCUACUCUCUGUCUUCCCACCCCCAACUCUCUGUCCCUCUUUCUCCCUCUCUGUCCACUCUCCCUCUUUCUCUAUCUUUCAACUGCUCAGUCUCGCUAUCUCUUUCUAUCUCUGUCCCCUUCCUCUUUCUAUAUUUCUCUGACUCUCUUUCUCCUUCAAUUAUCUCUUCCUCCCCUUUCUCUUCUCUUCUUCCUCACCUCUUUCUACAUCUCUCCCUCCCUUCCUCUCUCUUUACCACUACCAGCCUAAUUAAGCAUCAUGGAGAUUGUUUUAUUGUGGGGUUCUUGUUUAUUUGUUUUUGUUUUUCCUUCAGAAAUACUGUUAAUGUGAAUCUGUUGUGAUGAGAGUUUGCCUGCCCCAACCUGUUCACAUGUUGGUUUAAAAGUGAUCAUUGAUGUACUUUGAUACUCCAAGAUCAUAGUGAAAGUUUGCUUUUUGUGGCAUGUGCGCCCUAAGAGAUGUUACAUGGUUUGUAACCAACUGUGGUAAGAAGUAAAAAAGCCUAAAAUUCAGCUUGUGCACUGCAUUGAUGGUAGCCCAUAUUGUCUCAUUUCAAGAUCAUUUUACUUACCAUGUUCUUCUCAAUACAAGAGGGAAUUUCUGAAUAUAAGCACCACAAGCUAUUUGUACAGGCUAAUAUCAAGCAAAACAUUCUUAUUUACUGUUUUUUGAUUCAAGACUUAUUGUCUACUAUAAGCAAAUGUCCCUUCUUUCCAGCAAUAAAAGCUUGUGAA